Messenger RNA from Cotesia glomerata, 1056 nucleotides. RefSeq lists its product as uncharacterized. NCBI's taxonomy places the organism in Eukaryota, Metazoa, Arthropoda, Insecta, Hymenoptera, Braconidae. The transcript is spliced from 4 exons. The coding region runs from base 273 to 899 and encodes 208 amino acids. The record is from RefSeq and is a predicted model, not a curated record.
UUUUUAUUCUUGUGAAGAUAAACAGAUCCGAAAUUCCAUGUGAAUUACGUCGGAAUUAACGUUCACGUUAUAUGAGAGAUGGACCGGUUCAUUAUAUUAUAAUGAUUAUUCUUUUGAAGCAAAGAAGUGGAAGUAAAAUCAAAAAUCGGCGCCAGUCUGCCAUCACUAUCACGGCAAAACCGUGUACAGGUCAAAGAACGACCUUGCUUUUCCCCUGUCUCUGGUUAUACUGAGUCGCCAGAGAGAUACACGACGGCCGCGGACAAUUUUUAAUGUCCUUGUCAUCUGUUUCUUUCACGCACCAACGAGCCCGCAUUAUCCAUCUCAUCCUUUCUCAUCCCUCAGGAUCGAUCGGAAUGUUGACGACGAGCGAGACGCAGCUGUCGACGCUGGUGGCAACAAUGACCGAUCCGAACUACAAAAAUUGGCACAUCCCAAGGCCUUCUUUGGUUAUCGGUCGCGUUGGUGAUAAAGAAAGUGGCGACGAGUACUCUGUCCAUAAUUGGGUCCAGCAUCAUCAUUACAACAAUCUUAAUUCCAAUUCUGAUAGCAACGCACCUUCGGGUAAAAAUUCAUCAUCUUCACAGAAAUCAACAGUCAGUGCACAUAGCAUAGCAUCAUCAGGAACUCUACUACUCACAGCAGCCAAUUUAGCAGCCAUACAACCGCCAACACUGGUGCCGCAAAAGCAAAAAUCAGCAGACGCAGCAUCAGUAGCAAGUAGCACACAUUUUACAGUCGUCAAUGGAUUAGGCAGAUCGGUAGUUAUGUACAAAAAAUCCUGGUGUGCAAGACAUCAACUGACGGUUCUUGUUUGUACGAUGAGUUUUCUUUUUAUGGUUGGUCUAUUAGCUGGAGUACUUUACAUGGAGAUGCGAGUUCGCGAUAAAUACGACUAAAUAAAUAACUUAUUAAAAUACCACUGGGAGAGAGAGACAGACGUUGUUUAAUUAAAAUUAAAAUUACGGCGACAGGGUACUCGUGGAUAUGCCAAUAAUUAUGGGAUAAUUAUUCAUUUUCUUUAGUGCAGAAACUUUCUGGAUAAAUAAUGAAGAA